GUACUUGUUGCAGCUAGCCAUAUCUUGCGCUAGCUUCUCCUCUCUCUCUCUCUCUCUCUCGAGCACCGCCAUUGCUCUUGACCUAAUCUAAUAUAUAGGGUCGGCCGAUACAGCAGUACUAGUCUUUAGUUGCAGCUUGGGGUCCUCCAUGGAAACACUAUGGGUUUUUGCCUUGGCCAUGGCGGUAGCUUCUAUCCUGUGGGCGUACAGAUGGAGCCACCCCAAGGCGAACGGCCGGCUGCCUCCGGGCUCCCUCGGGCUCCCUCUCCUCGGCGAGACCAUGCAGUUCUUCGCCCCUAAUCCUACCUGCGACGUCUCCCCCUUUGUCAAGGAUAGGGUGAACAGGUACGGUACCAUCUUCAAGACCAGCGUCGUCGGCCGGGCGGUGGUGGUGUCGGCAGACCCGGACCUUAACCACUACAUCUUCCAGCAGGAAGGAAAGCUGUUCGAGAGCUGGUACCCGGCCACGUUCACCGAGAUUUUUGGCCGUGACAACGUCGGCUCCCUGCACGGGUUCAUGUACAAGUACCUCAAGACCCUCGUGCUCCGCCUGUACGGCCAGGAGAACCUCCGGGCUGUGCUCCUCGCCGACACCGACACUGCCUGCCGCGCCACCCUUGCCUCCUGGGCUGGCCAGCCGAGCGUCGAGCUCAAGGACGGUCUCUCCACAAUGAUCUUUGACAUUACCGCGAAGAAGCUGAUCGGUUACGAGCCAACCAAGUCGUCCAAGAGCCUGAGGAAGAACUUCGUGGCCUUCAUCAGGGGGCUUAUCUCGUUCCCGGUGAACAUCCCCGGCACAGCGUAUCAUGAGUGCAUGAAGGGGAGAAGGAACGCCAUGAAGGUGCUCAAGAGGAUGAUGAGGGAGAGGAUGGCGGACCAGGGGAGGCAGCGCCAGGACUUCCUCGACGUGAUGAUCGAGGAGCUGAGGAGGGAGAAGCCCGUGCUUACCGAGACGGUGGCGCUGGACCUCAUGUUCGUGCUCCUCUUCGCGAGCUUCGAGACGACUGCCUUGGCCCUCACGCUAGGCAUCAGGCUCAUUACCGAGAACCCGAGGGUGCUCGACGCGCUAACGGAGGAGCACGAGGCGAUCGUUAGGGACAGGAAGGACCCGGAUGCCGGCCUCACGUGGGCAGAGUACAAGUCCAUGACCUUCACCUCUCAGGUCACGUUGGAGAUAGCAAGGAUAGCCAACAUCGUGCCCGGGAUUUUUCGGAAGGCCUUGCAAGACAUUGAAUUCAAAGGCUACACUAUUCCAGCAGGGUGGGCAGUCAUGGUGUGCCCUCCAGCAGUGCAUUUAAAUCCCGAAAUCUAUGAGGACCCAUUGGCUUUUAAUCCAUGGAGGUGGCAGGAUAAGAUGGAAAUCACCGGUGGAACAAAGCAUUUCAUGGCGUUCGGUGGGGGUCUCCGGUUCUGCGUCGGAACCGACCUCAGCAAGGUGCUGAUGGCGACCUUCAUCCACUGCCUGGUGACAAAAUACAGAUGGAAGACGGUAAAAGGAGGUAACACAAUGCGUACCCCAGGACUGAGCUUCCCAGAUGGCUUUCACAUUCAGCUCUUCCCUAAGAAAUGACAUCACAUGUCUGUCGGCUCAAUCUGGCUGUGCGAAGCAAAAAAAAAAUCAAGAAAUAACUAUGUAAAUGUGGUAUAUGUAGAUUGUAAAGCACUCUGUAUACCUUGAGGUCGUUUUAGGGCACCUUUUAUGCUCAUUGUUACUCUGGUAGCAGUAUUGUAGUCACACCACAGAAAUAUUAGUCCUCUAGUCCAAGCAAGAGGUAAUUAUUUUUUAGGGGGUGCGUGUAUGAAUUAGGUAACAUUGUCAUUGUUAUAAUCACGCAAGGCCAGUUCCAAAAUGCAGUUCGGCGCUGUCCUUUGCAACACUCCACCACACAACCCAAGCAAAAGGUAAUUGUUGGUUGUUUCCCAUGAGGGUAAUUCGUCGUCCACAUGGUCUACGUGUCUACUCAUAUGUUAUUUAUCUCUUAUAUUUGCAUCAUUAUUGCAAAUGAAAGUGAAUAGUCUUAUGUGUGCU
Molecule: messenger RNA, 2029 nt
Organism: Hordeum vulgare subsp. vulgare (domesticated barley)
Lineage: Eukaryota; Viridiplantae; Streptophyta; Magnoliopsida; Poales; Poaceae
Product: cytochrome P450 87A3-like
Exons: 9
Coding region: 149-1570 (473 amino acids)
Biological process (GO): sterol metabolic process
Molecular function (GO): monooxygenase activity; heme binding; oxidoreductase activity, acting on paired donors, with incorporation or reduction of molecular oxygen
Source: RefSeq, a predicted model, not a curated record